Messenger RNA from Sinocyclocheilus rhinocerous, 1483 nucleotides. RefSeq names its product lipoma HMGIC fusion partner-like 3 protein. NCBI's taxonomy places the organism in Eukaryota, Metazoa, Chordata, Actinopteri, Cypriniformes, Cyprinidae. Bases 166 to 843 code for a protein of 225 amino acids. The transcript has 6 exons. The record is from RefSeq and is a predicted model, not a curated record. Gene Ontology annotation, biological process: sensory perception of sound. Gene Ontology annotation, cellular component: plasma membrane.
AUAUGUGCGAGGAAGAUGGUUGCAAGCAGCGUGGGCCUGUUUUUACUGUCGCACAUCCUGCCGUGAUCUCACCGGGAGGAAGCGGAGGAGAAGAAUCCCUCCAUUCAGAUCCUGUGGUGGGAGGAACAGACCUGGAAUCAGCCAGAGCAGAGAGCUGUCUCCAGCAUGCAGCGUCACUCGUCUGAGGUGGCCCGUCUGUAUCAGACCGAGUUCAUCCGAAGCGCGCGGGCGGUGGGCGUGCUGUGGGCCAUCUGCACGCUCUGCUUUGCCAUUAUCGAGGUGGUCAUUCUCAUCCAGCCGUCAUGGGUGGGCACACGAGAGCUGCACUACCGAGGAGGGGGUCCGGCUCCUCCGACCGGGACGCUGGGCCUCUUUGAGGUCUGCACGGAGAUGGAUUGGCCUGUCCCAGAAUGCCGGGGGUCUCUUCGCACCCUGACUCCACUCCCAGCCUUCCAGUCUCCUGCUGUGCUGGUCUGCAUGUCUCUCACUAUGGUGUGGGCCAGCGUGGGCUGCCUGUGUCUGUUCAGAUUCUGCAAUGCAGCAACCGUCUAUAAGAUCUGUGCUUGGCUGCAGCUCACAGCAGGCUUCUGUUUGGCCCUGGCGUGUGUGUUGUUCCCAGACUCCUGGGCAUGUGCUGAGAUGCGGGCGCUGUGCGGGGACCGUGUGAGUAGUUUCUCCCCGGGGAACUGCUCUGUGCACUGGGCGUAUAUACUGGCCAUGCUGGGGGUGCUGGACGCCGGCAUACUGUCCACGCUGGCUUUUGUUUUGGGGAAUCGCCAAGAUGCUCUGCUGCCAGAAGAUGCCAAAGAUGGUGAUGUGACAGGCUUGUUACUGGCAGCAUAAAGCAGGCCUGAGCUGUUCUCAACGGUCAGAAACUGCUGGUGGCUGUUUCAUCACGUCGUUUGUGAACUUCUCUCUAAUGUCUAAUCUAAUGAUGACAUAAAACGUGUGAAGAGACGCUUCUCUCUUCCCCCGCAGCAUGAUGUCACCAUCCUGUGAAUUCUGCUUGCAUAACCUGUCUGCAUAGAAACAGUCACCUGGCAACAGUAUCCAAGUCCUUUCUCCCCUGACGGAGGAACAUUACUCUGAUCUUGUAAUGGCGGCUCUAAACAGAGAAGAGGAAAGGCCAUUUUCUUUAGUGCGUUUCCAAGUGGAGGUAUAGUCGAGGUCUCUGUGAUCACAGAUCACAUGUGGGUUUCAAUUAAAUGAUAUUUAGAGGAUUGACUGUGAUGUUUGAUUCCAUGUUCUAGAUGUUUUUGUGCAUGAAUUGAAGAUGAGGUCUGAAUUUAAAUGUAAUUAGAGAUUCAGCAUAAUAAUACUGUAAAUCUGUUUAGUUAGUUUUGUUUUUGGUCAGUAAAGUCUUAAUCGUUUAGAUUUACUGAUUUGAUCAUCUUUAAGCGAAAGGUAGCAAAUAACAGUGCUCAUAUUUAAGUCAGCACAAAAUAAAAAUUUGCCUUUUUAUUUUCUUAUCCAAAAUUUAAAU